UUAUUCGCCGCAUCACAAAUCGAUAGUGUCGUCUGCGGAUGUUUCAUAUUUCGUGCGCUAAAUUAGUUACCGUGUGAAAAUUCUAAUAACACAUCUUCCAACAAACGUAAAACGAAACACACAGUACGAGAAGGUUGAUCAGUCAUUCCUGAAUUUGUCCUGAGGUACCAAUCGACCCCAAGUCUGUCGAAUGUGAUAAGGGUUUUGCACCCGUAUUAUCUGUGAACGGUUCAUUCGGUGCUGAUAAAAGUCGCCCCGUGUAGCAACGGUUGGCAUUUAAGUGAAGGUAAUCAAUUGAAAUUUCCACAAAGACAGUGUUCAGUUUGUACGAUGGCAAAAUAUCAUGAAAGCACAACCAUCUUCAACUAUUCCUGGGAACAAGUUACGCAGGGCUUCUGGAAUCGCUACCCGAAUCCGUUCAGUACGCACGUACUCUCCGAGGAUACCGUCACCCGGGAGAUUCGAAAUGGUAAGCUGCACAGCAAGCGGCUGCUCACGAAGACGAACCACGUGCCGAAGUGGGGCGAACGCUUUUUCAAAGCUAAGUCGGUCAAUAUCAUCGAGGAGUCGGUGGUGGAUCCGAAGGAAAAGACGCUCGUAACGUAUACGAGAAAUAUUGGCUUCAACAAAAUCAUGAGCGUUGUGGAACAAGUCGUGUACAAAUCGUUACCGGAUCAACCGGGCAAAACGAUCGCAAUUCGAUCGGCGUGGAUCGACUCGUCGGUGUACGGUUUCGGUACGGCCAUACGGGCGUUCGGGCUGGAAAGAUUCAAGAAAAACUGUGCCAAGACGGUGAAUGGAUUCAACCACGUUCUGCAGCACAUGUUCCCUAACAACCCGGUAGCGUUGGUCGCAUCCGCCGCCGGCAAAGAUCACCACGGUUCCAAGGCGCAGAAGCUUCGCGAGGCAGCCAAGCAUGCGUCGGAUCACAUGAAGGCGCAGGCCGAACAGUUGGUACAAAAUCUCUCCGUCAAGGGCUAGAGAAGGAGCACAAAGGAAGGGAAAACCCAGGAGGAGGAACCAGUGAUGAUGGUGGUGGGAGGCAAACACCCACCAUUCGACCCCGACGCAUCGAUCGACUAACUGAGUCGGAGGCGGAUAUGAUCGUGCAAAUAUUCCAGUUUUACUUUACCUUUCGGAUCGAGUGCGCUGGUUCGUUUAACGAUAAAGCCCAUUCAAUUAACGCCUCCUCCCCCCGUUUUCUACAGCAUCUUGUUGAUCCCAGAGCUGUGCUAGAGUUUAGGAUAAGUAGUAAGUAGUCAUUAGUGAGACAAUCCGUAUAAAGCCUCACGAUCGCGGGUCGAAUGACACGUUCACCUCCUGUUCCCUUUCCGGUAUAGCACAGUAUUCAUGAAACAAGGCGCCGGUAAGCUAAACAUGACCAUACCACACGCACUUGCAAACAUGGUGUACGGUAUUUGUGUUCGAAACAGUGCAACUUCACCGUCUACGGUUUUGACUUUUAAUUCACGCGAACGGUUACUGAUCAUUCCUAGUGCUUGUAGAAUGCUGUACUCUCGUGGCUUGUCGCAACAAAGUUAAUGAAAAAAAAAACCAAAUACAAAUUGUGCGCUAGUAUUUUGUACCAACAUGAAUGCGAGGCACAGACGUCAUGGGAAC
Anopheles coustani is the source of this 1620-nucleotide messenger RNA. It is a transcript of the gene prel, whose product is annotated as protein preli-like. Gene Ontology annotation, cellular component: mitochondrial intermembrane space. The record is from RefSeq and is a predicted model, not a curated record. Lineage: Eukaryota; Metazoa; Arthropoda; Insecta; Diptera; Culicidae. The transcript is spliced from 4 exons. Gene Ontology annotation, molecular function: phosphatidic acid transfer activity. Gene Ontology annotation, biological process: phospholipid transport. Bases 331 to 981 code for a protein of 216 amino acids.